AAGUUCUCAUUCUUACAUUCUCAUUACUCAGGUCCAUAUUUUUCCGAUCCUGGUUCGAUUUUGACGCGCCUCGGAAAUCCACGGGCGGUGAAAGAGCUAUUGAUUGGUUUCGAGUCUCGACAAACCCCGGAACUCCACGGGUUGUACAAAAUCACUGCGGAUACGACCCCACAUCCAUAUCCCGGUCUACCACCGCACUGGAGGCGAGGCACCAAUGUAAGCACUGAUCCCAAUCAUGAGGAGACAGCGGAACAAGCGGAACCUGGAAAGCAAUCUCCGACGGUGAGCGUGAGCAAAGCGCAAAGAAAGUGCGGGGACAGUCCCGGGCAAGGGGGCGGCAAAGCACAGCAAAGAGGUGGUGAGCUACCGCUGAUCUCGCAUUCGAGGCGAGGCGCCGACGUACGCACUGAUCCCGGCCAAGAGGAGACAGCGGCACAAGCGGAGGCUGGAGAAAGCGAUCUCUGAUGGUGAGCGCGAGUAAAGCGCAAAGAAAGCGCGGGGACGGUCCCGGGCAAAGGGGUGGCAAGGCACAACGAAGAGGCGGUGAGCUAUCACUGAGCACGGGCUACUCGUGCUUGAUGGUGGUGACAAUUGAGGCGUCCGAAGCAUAAUGCAGCUAAUAUAUACAUUUAGAAUGAAGGACGAUGUACUACGACCAUUAAAUAGCACGUCCGACGUGAGCGCGGGGCUGACGCGAUGAGCAGCGACG
Molecule: messenger RNA, 709 nt
Organism: Mycena citricolor
Lineage: Eukaryota; Fungi; Basidiomycota; Agaricomycetes; Agaricales; Mycenaceae
Source: the annotation of a GenBank genome assembly